CCACCCCUAAUCGAAAGCCACCUGAUUGAGCGAAACUGACUGGCAAAACUUAAAACAUAAAUAAACUUUUUAAUAGUGCGGCCAAGACAUAAACAGCAUUGUUGCGAUUUCGUUGGGGACGCGGCCGCAACAACUCCGCUCCAGUGCAACAACAACGCAGCACGCGGAGAUCAGCAGAAGUGCAGGCAAAUUGGGAAAUCCCCGGAAAAUCGAACGAAAUGAAGAGCAACGUUAACCAGGGCGGUUACGCCCCACCCGGUUUUGGAUCCGGAUACCAGCCAAAUGCUCCGCCUGCCGAGGGAUUCGGCUACCCACCGACCCCCAGUGGCGUCCACUCGGUUCCCUACCCUCCCCAGAACCCCGGUCAACAGCAGCCGCCGCCGCCCGUGAAUUACGGCUUUUCGCCGGGUCCCCAGCAAGCCGGAUACGCUCCAGUUCCCCAGAUGCCGCCGUACGGAGACGCCCCGCCCUAUGGAGCCGGACAACCGCCCUAUGUGGGCGGCGGAGGUGGUCAACCACCCUACGUGGGUGGCGGGGGAGGACAACCACCUUAUGCCGGCGGAGGCCCACCGCCCCAGGCCUUCGGCGGAUAUUCCCCCGGACCAGCAGGCCCUCCACACGCAUUCGGAGGCUAUCCACCGGGACAGCCCCAUCAGCCCAUUGUCACGCAACCGGGAAUGGGACCAGGAAUGGGUCCAGGAAUGGGUCCAGGAAUGCAACCUGGAGUGGCACCUGGCGGACCAGCAGGAGACUGGAUGAGUAUACCUACCGGAAUUCCGAACUGUCCGCGCGGAUUGGAGUACCUUACGACUAUCGACCAGCUUUUAGUUAAGCAGAAGGUCGAGCUGCUCGAGGCCUUCACCGGUUUCGAGACCAACAACAAGUUCUCGAUCAAGAACGCCCUGGGCCAGAAGGUCUAUUUCGCGGCGGAGGACAACGAUUGCUGCACGCGCAACUGUUGCGGUCCGGCGCGUCCCUUCGACAUGCGGGUCUUCGACAAUUUCCAGCAGGAGGUGAUCCACAUGCACCGGCCGCUGGCCUGCUCCUCCUGUCUGUUCCCCUGCUGCCUGCAGAGCAUCGAGGUCUCGGCACCGCCCGGCAACGUCAUCGGCACCAUCGAGCAGGAGUGGUCCAUCUGUUCGCCCUCGUUCCGGAUCCUCAAUCACCUUGGCGACACGGUGAUGCGCAUCGAGGGACCCUUCUGCACCUUUUCGCUCUGCGGCGACGUUGAGUUCAAUGUUGUGUCGCUCACCGGCGAGAAGGUCGGCAAGAUCUCGAAGCAGUGGUCGGGCCUGGCACGUGAGAUUUUCACGGAUGCGGACUUCUUCGGCAUUAGUUUCCCGCUGGACUUGGACGUGCGCAUGAAGGCCGUAUUGCUGGGGGCCACAUUCCUCAUCGAUGCCAUGUUCUUUGAGAAGUCUGCCAACCAGGAAACCGAUAGACCCGGAAUGCUCUAGGAACCAUGUGGUGGCUUGUUCUGCGACUGUUUAUGCGAGGCGGCUGGUUGUCUUAGCGAAGUUGCCGAAUGCUGCACCGACGAUUAAAUGUUGUAUACUAUCUUUGAGUUGCCGCUUUAUCCAAAUUUCUUCCCUGUGAACUGUCGCGAACUAGUCUUCUGUACCAAAUGCUUCGUUGAUUUUUGAUAGACAAACUGAUAAUCAAACCUAUUCAACUCAGGCUCCCUUCAACGGGACAUCGCCAGUAUAUGAAACUAAUGUUAAGUUAUGAAGCAUUUUUGCUAUUUCGCCUCAUCAUCGAAUUAUAUUUAUCGACAAAUCUGCUUCAUUUAUGAAUUUACACCGAUGCACACUGAAGCAAGAACUAACUAACGAAUGGCUCGUUAUAAAACCAUGUACUUUAAACUGUAUUUUGAGUGUCUUAGGUAUAGACAAUAUAUUAUAUAUACCAAUGUUUACUGCUAAGCUGUCAGGAAGUUUAUAUUUACCCUUAUUGAUAACACAGAUAAAAACCAAAUCCAUGUUUUCUUUCUAUUUAUAUGGUCUAAUAAAUCAUUAAUAAUAAA
Messenger RNA from Drosophila elegans, 2023 nucleotides. RefSeq names its product phospholipid scramblase 2 (gene scramb1). Gene Ontology annotation, cellular component: plasma membrane. Lineage: Eukaryota; Metazoa; Arthropoda; Insecta; Diptera; Drosophilidae. The record is from RefSeq and is a predicted model, not a curated record. Gene Ontology annotation, molecular function: phospholipid scramblase activity. Gene Ontology annotation, biological process: plasma membrane phospholipid scrambling.